Daphnia carinata is the source of this 1455-nucleotide messenger RNA. RefSeq names its product alpha-(1,3)-fucosyltransferase 10-like (gene FucTB). Gene Ontology annotation, molecular function: alpha-(1->3)-fucosyltransferase activity. Gene Ontology annotation, cellular component: membrane. The transcript has 6 exons. The record is from RefSeq and is a predicted model, not a curated record. The coding region runs from base 54 to 1373 and encodes 439 amino acids. NCBI's taxonomy places the organism in Eukaryota, Metazoa, Arthropoda, Branchiopoda, Diplostraca, Daphniidae.
CGGGUGUUUGAUGAGUUUGGUUUCCUUCGAAUCCUUAAGCUCAUUUCCGUAAAAUGAAAGGCAUGUCUACACCUUUGGUUCUAAUGUACUACAUCUCUAUACAAAGCCUUGCCAUGGUCCAUUGUGGCUGGUUUAGUUCUGAAGAAAAAUCAAAAAGCUCAAUUAUUUUGUGGUGGACAUCAUUCACUGGAGAAACAGGGAACUGGAGGACGUGUGGAGAGCAAACAUGUUUCUUUACAGAAAACCGAACAUACCUGUCACAUUCCAAAACCAAGGCAAUUGUUUUUUACGGUAGCAGUUUUGCCCCUCUUGAUUUACCAAUACCACGUCAGCCCUGGCAUGACUGGGCUUUACUUCACGAAGAGUCUCCCAAAAACAAUCCGUCUUUUUGCUAUUAUCCUUUGAUUUCCCUCUUCAGUUACACAGCGACAUGGAGUAGGAAGUCAAGUUUUCCUUUGACACUCCUGAGCUUACCAAAAUUGAGUGAUCUUACAGACAAACACUAUUUUGUUUCUGUUGCUGACAAGAAUGCAAUCCUAGCUCGAGAGGGUCUUUCACCAGUGGUUUAUGUCCAAUCUUCUUGUGAUGCUCCCUCGGAUCGUGACUUGUAUGUUACAGCUCUCCAAAAGUUUAUCGACAUAGACUCUUACGGAAAAUGUCUAAACAACAAACGUCUCCCACCACAUCUAGAAAAUCCUGCUGAUGCAAUGAACGACAAAGAAUUUUUGCGACUUAUGGCCAAGUAUAAAUUCACUAUCGCUUUUGAAAAUGCGAUGGGUGAGGAUUACAUCACCGAAAAGCUAUGGCGUCCACUGUCACUUGGCUCAGUACCGAUUUAUUUGGGAUCUCCUUCAGUCCAAGAUUGGGCGCCGAAUAACAACUCAGUUCUUUCAGUGUGGAAUUUUACAUCGCCAGAAUCUUUAGCUGCCCAUUUGCACUAUUUGAAUAGGGAUGACGCAGCAUACAACAACAUGCUUGUCCACAAAACGCAGGGAACGAUAGAGAAUAGGAUUUUAACUGAUGCCAUGAAAAGUCGAACGUGGAGUGCAGGUGGCGAGGAUGAGGACUUUGAAAAAGAGAAUUUUGUUGAAUCGUUUGAAUGUUUUUUGUGUUCGGAAAUUUACCGCAAGCAAUCUGAAGAGGAUGCUGGGUUUUCUUCCCGACCCAAUUCUGUAGAUACUACACAUUAUAGUUGCUUGCCUCCAACUCAUCCCGUUACGGGAAAAGUCAAUCCUGAUAGCUGGUGGCUUGAACAUUGGAAUCACGCUCGUGCCGAAGCUAACGUCAUUGGACGUUUCGCUCAGCGUAAUCUCAAUUACACUUCCGACGAAUUCCAUCAGUCAGUUUUCCAGGAAAUCUCUAAUGUGACAUAACUGUCGCUAUUUUUUUUCGUAAAACCCUUUGAAGAUCUCAAUCUUCUUGAGUGUUAAUGUUUCCUUUUUUUCAGGAUUCUUU